AUGGUUCCGGCGAACCUGUCCCACAGCAGGAGGCUUGCGGAAAAGGCGGCGACUGAGGAGUUUAAAAACGCCCCAUCCGCAAGCCUUCCCAGCGAGGUGUUCGAUGCUAUCAAUAGCAUCAAUUUGGUCGCGGAUAAGUCCACGAACCUGAAAGGCGAACAUCGAGGCCUAUUGAAUAAGGGUGCGGCCCGCAUCAAGGCUGCGGUGACAGCUCUUGUCGAAAGGUAUGAGGCCCCGGAGGUGGACUUGACAAGAGAUGUAGAAAUGGAAUCUCUAAGAGAGCGAUUAACGGUUCAGGAAAAAGAGAUGGAGACCUUGCGACGUGAGAGGGCACAAAUAGAGCAGGCGCGACACGAAGAACGGACUCAAAACGAGUCCCUUCAAAAGGAACUGCGUGAGCUCCGCUCUGAAAUAGAACGUCUCAAGUCGCAACGGGCUCCUGAGGAACGCGUACAUCCACCGUCAACGUCUAGGUCGAGGCCAGCUUUCGACAGGGAGGCAAGAGGCCUCUCCCACCGGCGUUUACCACAUCGUCGGAGGUCGAGGACGAAGAUAUAG
Molecule: messenger RNA, 558 nt
Organism: Temnothorax curvispinosus
Lineage: Eukaryota; Metazoa; Arthropoda; Insecta; Hymenoptera; Formicidae
Exons: 1
Coding region: 1-558 (185 amino acids)
Source: RefSeq, a predicted model, not a curated record